UAUAUAGAUAUCAUACAUCAUCCAAAAUGGAUCGAAGAAAUAAAAUAAUAUGGGGUUUACUUACGUUCUUGAUCGUGUUUGAAGGCCGUCAAUUCGUCUCACCGACCAUACAUACUAUAUUUAACACCAGUGACACAUCACUUCCGAAAGAGAGGAUUUUUAAAACCGUAUCAGAGACGAAAGAUGUUAUCCAUCUUGGUGAUGAACCUAAGAUUAUAGACCUCAAAGAAAAGACAUUGCUUAUUUAUUCCAUUAACUCUUCAGCUAAUUUAAGUUUUCUGGUUGUGCAAGCACAUACCCAGUACCAAAGUCUUUCUCUUUCUCUUUCAACACGUGAUGGCCUGCAAACGAACACUAAUUCUGACACAGCUGUAUUGAAAAUCAUCUCAUACCCCUGGGGAAUUUAUACCACGAAUGUAAUCUCCUACCACCAGAAUGGAACAGACUACGUUCUCAGACCUCCAAAUGCUACAAAAGUAAAGACCUUGGUUGCUGGUGUAUCCUCAGUUGGUAGAGCUCCAAUACCAGGGGGAUGCUGCCUUACUUGCAGUCUUUCGAUAGAUCCCAACCUUUUUAUAAACAGUAGACGCUACUACAAGACUGUUUUAUCGUUUUCUUUGGCGAACGUCUAUGAUUACCAUACGUCGGACUGCAGCGGUGAGCCUAUUUCCGAACCAAAACACUAUCGGUUGAAGUAUUCCAUUUACCAGUAUUUUCUGGAGGAAGGAAAUCUGGAUGAUGACGAGUUAUUUGAUGGCAUUUCAAAAAUGUUGACGUAUUCAAAAGUUAAGGAAAACGGAGACAAGAUUCGUGAGUGGGAUCCAAAAACAGAUUCACCAUCUGUCGUAUUCGACACUGAGCGAGGUCAGGGAAUAGUAUUCAAUGUUCUCGUUUUUGAUCCGCUAACUAACGACGAAUCCGUGUAUUCGCCUGUGGCAACAUAUGGUUGCAGUUUUACCGCAAAAGUCGACGGAUGUGACUCACUGGGUUCAAUUGCAAAUCUUGUUUUGGCAUCAUGUGGCGCUCUCUUUGGCUUAUUUAUUUGCUUCUUUGGUUUGCGAUUCUACAGAUUAUACAUUCUUGGCAGCGGGCUCACGUUAUUUUCGUUCAUUGGAUUUGUAGUGCUGACCAUUGAUACAGAAUGGAGUCACGAUGUGCGGAUGAUUGGAAGUGUGUGUAUAGGCAUCGUAGGGGGACCGCUUAUAUACUUGCUCUGGUGGUGGACAGGAUACAAAUACCCUGUGCUCUAUAUAUGUGGUUUACCUUUUGGUUUUCUUGUUGGUGCUUUGGUGUUUUUUACACCAUUCGGAAACCUGUAUUACUGGAAGAAUGACGUUAAUUACUGGGCUGUGUUUUUUUGUAUAACAAUCACCACCCCGUGUUUUUUUCUUCUCACUUUAAAAACGUUUGCUAUAUCGGUGUGUUCUUUGGUCGGGGCUUAUGGAUUCAUAGUAGGUAUCGAUAUAUAUGUGAAGUCUUCCAUGACAUAUAUAAUACUCAAUGUUAUCAUGAGGGCUACAGUGGAUGAUUUCGUUAAAUACGAUGUGCCAUUUCAAUCUAAAGAUUAUAUACUUUCUGCAUCCUGGGGUGUUAUAGCAGUUCUAGGCUUGAUUGUGCAGUUUUAUAUGUCAAAAGGAAAACCUGUUUUGCCACACGAGGUUCCGCGUAAGAAACGAGAACGCGAGAGGACUCGUAGACAGGCAUGUGUAGCUGCAGUGCGCAGAUCUCCUGUAGUAAACAAUGGAGACGACCCUCUGCCCGUAUUAGUAAAUUCCAGACAUGGAAAUAGAACAAUAUUUUUCGACGACUUUGAUGAUGAUCAUGAACAGACACCAAUACUGGUUGAAUCACGCUCUCGUGUCCCCCAAACCAAAGGAGUCGGGCAAUAUUCAACAAAAUAUGGAACUAAUGUCGUUUGCUAAAAAUUGUCUCAAGCGGGUGGGAUUGCAUACUGCUGAUUGCAUAUGGGAUGUUGCUCUUGGCCUUAUAGGUCAAGUACGGUAGAUAGCAUUCCAAACUCAAAAAGGGGACGUUUCUUCCAAAGGCGUUUAGCUUAAACGGUAGAUAAGUUCAAAUGGAAAACAAAAUUAUUUAUUUA
Dendronephthya gigantea is the source of this 2098-nucleotide messenger RNA. Its product is annotated as transmembrane 7 superfamily member 3-like. The transcript has 11 exons. Lineage: Eukaryota; Metazoa; Cnidaria; Anthozoa; Malacalcyonacea; Nephtheidae. The coding region runs from base 27 to 1922 and encodes 631 amino acids. The record is from RefSeq and is a predicted model, not a curated record.